Ictalurus furcatus (blue catfish) is the source of this 1337-nucleotide messenger RNA. RefSeq lists its product as uncharacterized. The record is from RefSeq and is a predicted model, not a curated record. The coding region runs from base 156 to 797 and encodes 213 amino acids. NCBI's taxonomy places the organism in Eukaryota, Metazoa, Chordata, Actinopteri, Siluriformes, Ictaluridae. The transcript has 2 exons.
UCUAUGGAAGGGAGUCAAUGAUUUAAAAUUAGAAUUUUAUGAAGUCAUUGACUACGUUUACAUGGACAGCAAUAAUCUAAUUAUUGACCUUAAUCUAAGUAAGGUAAUAAUGUGAUUAAGGUGUUUACAUGAGUCGCUUUUAGAAUACUCCAGUCAUGUACCCGUUUUACAUGUUAUUGAUCAUAAUUAGAUUAAGAGCCCGCAUCUUUACGUCACCGCGCCACGCCGUCCGACGUCCCUCCAGAAUUUCAUGCAUCAACAUACAGUUCGUCCUCGUUAUGUGUGCUAAAUUGCAGAAAGCCGAUCCCGACCCGGACUCCGCCCCACCGCCAGUAAGGAGGGAGGAACCUGCAAUUUCAGAGGCACCUCCUCACGAUGAAGGGGCCCAACCUAUGCUACUCUAUCCGAACCUGUCAGAACUGAGCCACCAACCCCCAUCAAACGAUGCUCCAGCCAUCCUACCUUCACCGGUGGCGUUAAACACGAGAUCCCAAGUGAAGGGACCAACAACAUUGCUGCCUGAGGGCUUCAGACCAACAAAAUCGGACAGAGAAGGGACAGUGCACGCCAUGGUAAAUGCCCCAAAGCUAGAAGUGGCCAAAGAAGGAGGCCCUAUGCUGGUUCACAGACCCUGGACAUUGGAAGACAUCGGGAGCUGCAUGACGCAUCUGCUGGUGCUCCGCGAAGUAGGAGGAGGAAAGUUUGGAGAUGAACUUCAGAAAUCCUGCAGAGAAUUCAGACCCACCACUUUAUUCCAAUCAGUCGUUCUUGUCAUACAUGGAGAGCUCUUUUUUUAAAAUCAAACACUUUACCCAUUACCGUAACAUACCACUCAUCAAACAGAACCCUCUCUUUGUCAGACAUUGUCUCAUAGCCGUAGAAAUGCUUGUCCGGGUAUGGUCCUAUGUAGUCUUCAUUUUCUAUUCUAUUGAACAGUUCUGGAAAAUUACCUUUCUCAGUACAGGUUAGAUUUAACGCAGCAGACGUCAUGGAUAGACGCAUAGGAUUGAAUGAGUAGCUAUCAAUUAAAACGUUGCUUGAAUGUCUGGCCAUACAUUAAAAUGAUCCAACAGCCUUGCAUAGCAAUUUGAAGUGUUAGCCCUGCUUUUGCAAAAUAUUCCAAAAGUAUAAAGUUGUCAAACCCAGAAGCAUUGUGUGCAACCCAUGUGAAAUUCUGAUAAUGAGGCUGUCUAAACUUUUUAACAAGUCGAUCUGUACAGACUGUAUCAGCGACUGUGAACUCUUCCCCUUUAAACGUAAUCGCGCAUAGGAAAUUUGAAAUGUGUUUACCGUCUACGUGUUGUGUCUCAAAAUCAUAAUAUAUGUAUUUGUUGCUA